ACAACAGUGAGACAUGGGGACUCAUAUGACUCUGGCUUUCAAAGCCUAAACUGUGUUCCUUCCAGAGGAAAUACUCACAAGGGCAAAGGUGAUUGGUCACCCGAAAAAUCAAGUUCUCCUGAAGUUGUGGAUCAGUCAGAGAUGCAGAUGAGAGUGGACUUCUUUCGAAAACUAGGUUAUUCCUCAGAAGAAAUUUAUUCAGUUCUGCAGAAUCUUGGUAUUGAUGCAGAUACGAACACUGUGCUGGGAGAGCUAGUAAAGCACGGAGGAAACCCGGAAAGGGAGGCUGUGCCCGAGGAGACCACAGAUCUUACUUUAAUCCCUCGAGGUGGUUUGGGGACAAGGUCAACCACAGCUUCAACUGAGGAGAGUGGCAGUAACAACCUAAGGCCCAUUGUUAUUGAUGGAAGCAACGUUGCCAUGAGUCAUGGUAACAAAGAGACGUUCUCAUGCCGUGGAAUUUUACUUGCUGUCAGUUUUUUCCUGGAAAGAGGCCACACAGAUAUCACAGUUUUUGUUCCAUCAUGGAGAAAAGAGCAACCUAGGCCUGAUAUGCCUAUUACAGAUAAACACAUUCUAACUGAACUUGAGAAGAAAAAAAUCUUGGUCUUCACCCCGUCUCGGCGAGUCAACGGGAAGCGGCUUGUUUGCUAUGAUGAUAGGUUUAUUGUAAAGUUGGCUUACAAGUGCAAUGGGAUCAUAGUCUCAAAUGAUACUUACAGAGACCUCCAGAGUGAAAACCCAGAGUGGAAGAAGUUCAUAGAGGACCGGCUACUUAUGUACUCCUUUGUCAAUGAUAUAUUUAUGCCUCCGGAUGAUCCCAUGGGUCGAAAAGGACCAAACUUAGAUGAUUUCCUAAGGAAAAGGCCUCUUGGACCAGAAAACAAAAAACUACAGUGUCCUUAUGGUAAGAAAUGCACCUAUGGAAUGAAGUGCAAGUUUUAUCACCCAGAAAGGAUAAACCAGACUCAGCGUUCAGUAGCAGAUGAACUCCGUGAAAAUGCAAGGCAUUCCCCCACAAAGAGCACUACUUACUUGGAGGACAAGAAAACAAGAAAACAUUCUGUUGCUGAGACUUCCAUUGUAGAAGCAGACAAUUCAAAUCUGCAAAAGCUUUCUUUGGAGAGAACUGGAUCUUCUCAAAAAGCAAGUGCAAUGGACAAGAAUGCAUUAAAACAAUUUUACUCCAAUGGAGCUCCUGAAUGGUUCCGUCCAUCUGUUAGCUCCAAGGAUUCCCUUCCUCUUAACUCUUGUGACUCUGGUUUGGGUGAUUUGUGGACAAGUAUAUCAAACAGUUGCUGUGAUCCUUCUCAUGAGUCAGUGCAAUAUUGCAGCGGUAGCCAACAGAUAGCAUGCUGUCAGCAUACACCUGAUUUGAACUCAGAUCCUCGUAUACAGUAUAGUUCUCAUAAAAUGGUUCCACAUGGUCCUCAUUCAGCACCUUUCUUCACCUAUAACCAGUCUUCCCCAUGGUCAGCCCAAAGUAUGUCACAACAUAUGUACAGAAGGGAAAUGUCAGAAAUAGGUCCACCUGCCCAUCGUAGUCUUCCUGACAAUUACGCUGCUUCAGCUACAUGCUCACGUGAGUUCUGGUCUGACCCAAAUGUAAUGCAUCAUUCCUCAACUAGAUCCCAAUCUAACUACCAAGGAUACAUACCAGUUCAACAUUCAAAUAAUGAUUACCACCAAUGGCAAAACCAGGAACAGUACACGGCAGAGAAAUUAAGAGUACGCACUAAUCUUUGUGCUAUCUUCAACCACCAGUUAGUAGAUGUUGUCAUGAAAAUGCACCCACAACAGUUGGAUCCACAGAUAUUAGCAGCUGAAAUAUUCAAUUACAGAUCCCAAAACCGGAUGUAAAAUUCAAUAGAUAUUAUAAGCCUUAGCCACAUGAUUUAUGUGGAAAAGCCAUAGCUUUCAUUACCAAAGUCUAAAAUAGCAAACCUGUGGUUCAGUUUCAUUCAUCAUACUGAGGGUUAUUGUUUUGUGAUGCUGCAUUAUGAGAAGCAGU
Messenger RNA from Nanorana parkeri, 2011 nucleotides. It is a transcript of the gene ZC3H12A, whose product is annotated as zinc finger CCCH-type containing 12A. Lineage: Eukaryota; Metazoa; Chordata; Amphibia; Anura; Dicroglossidae. Gene Ontology annotation, biological process: 3'-UTR-mediated mRNA destabilization; nuclear-transcribed mRNA catabolic process, RNase MRP-dependent. Gene Ontology annotation, cellular component: nucleus; cytoplasmic ribonucleoprotein granule. The annotation marks the transcript as partial. The transcript is spliced from 5 exons. Gene Ontology annotation, molecular function: RNA endonuclease activity; mRNA binding. The record is from RefSeq and is a predicted model, not a curated record.